UGAUCUCUUCCGAGAGUCUCCCGUUUAGCCAGUCGAUACAUCCAAAAACCUCACGCGCUCUCCCCUCGCCGCGAAGCCGGCGAGAAGGGACCCCACGCCGCGAACCUCGCUCGCCGGGAUCCGCUCCGUCUUCGUCGCUCUCCGGGCGACCGCGCCGAGCAUAUAACUGCUACUACCAUGGCAUCAAACACAGGAGCGUCAGGAUGGCUAAGGGGUAAGGUGAAGGCUGUGACUUCUGGUGACUGCCUUCUCAUCAUGGGCAGUACAAAGGCAGAGAUCCCGCCAGAGAAGUCCAUCACUCUGUCAUACCUUAUGGCUCCAAGACUGGCUCGUCGUAGUGGAGUGGACGAACCAUUUGCUUGGCAGAGCAGGGAGUUCCUGAGGGAACUCUGUGUAGGAAAGGAGGUUACAUUCAGAGUGGACUAUACAGCUCCUAACAUUGGACGGGAAUUUGGUACUGUUUACCUCGGCGACAAGAAUGUUGCCUACUCAGUAGUUUCUGCAGGAUGGGCAAGGGUAAAAGAACAAGUCCCGAAGGGCGGUGAACAAAGCCCAUAUCUUGCCGAGCUGCAGAGGUUGGAGGAAGUUGCCAAACAACAGGGUUUAGGGCGUUGGAGCAAGGAACCUGGUGCUGCUGAAGAAUCCAUAAGAGAUCUUCCACCAUCAGCAAUUGGUGAAUCAAGUGGUUUUGAUGCAAAGGGUUUUGCGGUUGCUAAUAAAGGAAAGAGUCUGGAAGCUAUUGUUGAACAAGUUCGUGAUGGCAGUACUAUCCGUGUUUACUUGCUCCCAAGUUUCCAAUUUGUGCAGAUAUAUGUUGCUGGAGUACAGGCUCCAUCCAUGGGGAGACGCCCACCAAAUCCUACUGUUGUUACUGAAGCGGAGGGCACUGCCGAUGCCACAAAUGGUGACGAUUCUGGGGAAACUCCUGCACCACUGACUACAGCACAAAGGCUUGCUGCAUCGGCGGUAUCUACUGAAAUUCCACCAGACAGGUUUGGCAGAGAAGCUAAGCACUUCACAGAGACUCGAGUUCUGAGCAGAGAUGUGCGGAUUGUUGUGGAGGGCACAGACAGCUUUAACAAUAUAAUUGGUUCAGUGUAUUACCCUGAUGGUGACACUGCAAAGGACUUGUCCCUUGAGCUUGUUGAAAAUGGUCUUGCGAAAUAUGUCGAGUGGAGCGCGAAUAUGCUAGAUGUCGAAGUCAAAAUAAAGCUGAAGAGUGCUGAACUUAAGGCAAAGAACGAACAGCUGCGCAUUUGGACUGGAUUUAAGCCACCAGUCACAAACUCGAAGCCAAUCCAUGACCAGAAAUUCACUGGAAAAGUGGUAGAAGUUGUCAGUGGGGAUUGCAUUAUUGUUGCUGAUGAUGCUGCUCCACACGGCAGUCCUUCGGCAGAACGCCGGGUUAAUCUUUCAAGUAUUAGGGCUCCUAAGCUAGGCAAUCCUCGUAAAGAGGAAAAGCCUGCAAAUUUUGCUCGUGAAUCUAAGGAGUUCUUGCGCACACGGUUGAUUGGCAAACAAGUGACUGUGGAAAUGGAAUAUUCUAGAAGGAUCAGCACUAUGGAUGGACAGAAUGUUCUUUCCUCGUCAAACGCAGCUGAUACCAGAGUUCUGGAUUAUGGUUCGGUUUUUGUAGGUUCACCAUCACUGGCCAGCGGAGAUGACACAUCUUCAAUCACUAGCCCGGGCAACCAGCCUAGAAUUAAUGUUGCUGAACUUUUGCUCUCGCGGGGCUUUGCUGAGAUAUCUAAACACCGCGACUACGAGGAAAGAUCACAUUAUUUUGAUGCUCUAUUAGCAGCUCAUUCACGAGCUGAGAAAGCAAAAAAAGGACUUCAUUCUGGCAAACUUUCUCCUGUGAUGCAUAUAACAGAUUUGACAAUUGUUUCUUCUAAAAAGGCCAAAGACUUCCUUCCGUUCCUACAGAGGAACAAAAGGCAUACUGCUAUUAUUGAAUAUGUUUUCAGUGGCCAUCGUUUCAAGCUAACAAUUCCAAAGGAGACAUGCAGCAUCGCCUUUUCAUUGUCUGGUGUUAGGUGCCCAGGUAAAGAUGAGCCCUACUCGAGCGAAGCUAUUGCUUUGAUGAGGAGGAUGAUUUUACAGCGUGAUGUGGAGAUUGAGGUUGAAGCAGUUGAUAGAACUGGAACAUUCAUAGGUUCCUUGUGGGAGUCCAGGACCAACAUGUCUUCUGUUCUUUUGGAGGCUGGGUUGGCCAAGCUUAAUUCAUUUAACUUGGAUCGGAUUCCGGAUGCUCAUGUCCUCACAAGAGCUGAACAGUCCGCAAAGCAGCAGAAACUGAAGAUAUGGGAGAACUACGUGGAGGGUGAAGAAGUUUCCAAUGGAUCAGCCUCUGAAUCCAAACAAAAGGAAAUUCUCAAGGUUGUUGUUACUGAAGUCCUUGGAGGUGGAAAGUUCUAUGCCCAGACAGUAGGUGACCAGAGAGUGUCUUCCAUUCAACAACAGCUUGCAUCAUUGAAACUUAAAGACGCACCAGUCAUUGGUGCUUUUAAUCCUGUGAAGGGAGAGAUAGUCCUUGCUCAGUUUAGCCUCGACAACUCCUGGAAUAGAGCCAUGAUUGUCAAUGGACCUCGAGGAGCUGUAGAGUCUGUAGAUGACAAGUUUGAAGUAUUUUACAUUGAUUAUGGUAACCAAGAAGUGGUUCCUUAUAGCCGCAUACGACCUGCAGACCCAUCAGUAUCCUCUUCUCCUGCUCUUGCUCAGCUGUGCAGCCUUGCCUUCAUAAAAGUGCCUGGCCUGGAAGAUGAUUAUGGUCAGGAAGCAGCUGAGUAUCUUAGUGAAUGCCUUCUCAGCAGUUCGAAACAAUACCGGGCAAUGAUUGAGGAACGUGAUACUUCUGGUGGAAAAUCAAAGGGACAAGGGACUGGGCCUAUUCUCAUUGUGACUCUGGUUGAUGGAGAGGCAGAAUCCAGCAUCAAUGCUGCCAUGCUUGAGGAAGGGCUUGCUCGGCUUGAAAGAAGCAAGAGAUGGGACACCAAGGAGAGGAAGACAGCACUCAAUAAUCUGGAGCAGUUCCAGGAGAAAGCAAAGAAGGAAAGGCUGCGUCUUUGGCAGUAUGGAGAUGUCGAAUCAGAUGAAGAAGAACAAGCUCCAGGUGCAAGGAAACCUGGAGGGCGUCGGUAGAUGGGAGAAGUCUGCUCCAGACAGUGGUAUGGUCAUGAUUCAGCCAUGAAGUUUUGGACACCGAGUGGAACUCUGUCAGGAGCUUAUAUUAAAACUAGUGAGAGGACUUCAUUUAUGCAGUUAGUUGGAACAGAACUUAGCAUCGCGAAAUUUUCUCACUUUGAGCAGAACUACCCUUCUUACAUCUUUGGAGUAUAAAAAACUUAAAUACAUUGUUUUUCCCCUAAGCUCAAUAAGGUCGUGUCCUUGUGGACUGUAUUUCUUUGUAGACAGAACAUAUAAUACUUAGAAUGGCGGUCAAUUAAAAUUCAGGAUUGAACUAGAAUAUCAAAAUGGAAGUUGUACUGGUGUCCUGUACUGUGGAUAUGACAAUUUGUUUCGUUAUGUUAUUCCCUGGAAAGAUAGUCUUCUCGAUUUA
Molecule: messenger RNA, 3559 nt
Organism: Brachypodium distachyon (stiff brome)
Lineage: Eukaryota; Viridiplantae; Streptophyta; Magnoliopsida; Poales; Poaceae
Product: ribonuclease TUDOR 1
Exons: 17
Coding region: 178-3141 (987 amino acids)
Biological process (GO): regulatory ncRNA-mediated gene silencing; mRNA catabolic process
Cellular component (GO): RISC complex; cytosol; nucleus
Molecular function (GO): RNA binding; nuclease activity
Source: RefSeq, a predicted model, not a curated record